Meriones unguiculatus (Mongolian gerbil) is the source of this 6599-nucleotide messenger RNA. RefSeq names its product protein kinase cGMP-dependent 1 (gene Prkg1). Bases 216 to 2231 code for a protein of 671 amino acids. Gene Ontology annotation, molecular function: ATP binding; cGMP-dependent protein kinase activity. The transcript is spliced from 18 exons. Gene Ontology annotation, biological process: protein phosphorylation. The record is from RefSeq and is a predicted model, not a curated record. Lineage: Eukaryota; Metazoa; Chordata; Mammalia; Rodentia; Muridae.
CACUCAGCCUCCCCUCUCCUUCCUCUUAGACGCCUCAUCCUCCCCUCCGAGCUUCCAGUCCCUUCAGCAGGAGCGGUCGCCGGAGCGGGGCCGCCCUCGGUGCUCCCGGCUGAGCGCCCCAGUCCCCGGCUCUCCGCGCUCCUCCGCCCGCUGUCCCAGCCGCCGCCUCGGGAGGAAAAGUUUCAAGAAGGGGAAAAUCGAGCUUAACCCUUAAAAUGAGCGAACUGGAGGAAGACUUUGCGAAGAUUCUCAUGCUCAAGGAGGAGAGGAUUAAGGAGCUGGAGAAGCGGCUGUCAGAGAAGGAGGAAGAAAUCCAGGAGCUGAAGAGGAAACUCCACAAAUGCCAGUCGGUGCUGCCGGUACCCUCCACCCACAUCGGCCCGAGGACCACCCGGGCGCAGGGCAUCUCCGCGGAGCCGCAGACCUACAGGUCCUUCCACGACCUGCGCCAGGCGUUCCGGAAGUUCACCAAAUCCGAGAGGUCAAAGGAUCUCAUUAAGGAGGCCAUCCUUGACAAUGACUUCAUGAAGAACUUGGAGCUGUCACAGAUCCAGGAGAUUGUGGACUGUAUGUACCCCGUGGAAUAUGGCAAAGACAGCUGCAUCAUCAAGGAAGGAGAUGUGGGGUCACUGGUGUACGUCAUGGAAGAUGGGAAGGUUGAAGUCACGAAGGAAGGCGUAAAGCUGUGCACGAUGGGCCCCGGGAAGGUGUUCGGGGAGCUGGCUAUUCUCUAUAACUGCACCCGGACAGCGACCGUCAAGACUCUGGUAAAUGUGAAACUCUGGGCCAUUGAUCGACAAUGUUUUCAGACAAUAAUGAUGAGGACAGGGCUCAUCAAGCAUACCGAGUAUAUGGAAUUUUUAAAAAGCGUUCCAACAUUCCAGAGCCUUCCUGAUGAAAUCCUCAGCAAGCUGGCUGAUGUCCUCGAAGAGACACACUAUGAAAACGGAGAAUACAUCAUCAGGCAGGGCGCAAGAGGUGACACCUUCUUUAUCAUCAGCAAAGGAAAGGUGAACGUUACUCGAGAAGACUCGCCAAGUGAAGACCCAGUCUUCCUUAGGACUUUAGGGAAGGGAGACUGGUUUGGAGAGAAAGCCUUACAGGGGGAGGAUGUGAGAACAGCAAACGUAAUUGCUGCAGAGGCCGUCACCUGCCUUGUGAUUGACAGAGACUCUUUCAAGCAUUUGAUUGGAGGACUGGAUGAUGUCUCUAACAAGGCCUAUGAGGAUGCAGAAGCGAAAGCAAAAUAUGAAGCCGAAGCUGCCUUCUUCGCCAACCUGAAGCUGUCUGAUUUCAACAUCAUCGACACCCUUGGAGUUGGAGGUUUCGGACGAGUAGAGCUGGUCCAGUUGAAAAGUGAAGAAUCCAAGACAUUUGCGAUGAAGAUUCUCAAGAAACGCCACAUUGUGGACACAAGACAGCAGGAGCACAUUCGCUCGGAAAAGCAGAUCAUGCAGGGGGCCCAUUCCGACUUCAUUGUGAGGCUAUACAGGACCUUUAAAGACAGCAAAUACCUGUAUAUGUUGAUGGAAGCUUGCCUAGGUGGAGAGCUCUGGACUAUUCUCAGGGAUAGGGGGUCAUUUGAAGAUUCGACAACCAGAUUUUACACAGCAUGUGUGGUAGAAGCGUUUGCCUAUCUGCAUUCCAAAGGAAUCAUUUACCGGGACCUCAAACCAGAAAAUCUCAUCCUAGAUCACAGAGGUUACGCCAAACUGGUUGACUUUGGCUUCGCAAAGAAAAUAGGAUUUGGAAAGAAAACAUGGACAUUUUGUGGGACUCCAGAAUACGUGGCCCCAGAGAUCAUCCUGAACAAAGGCCAUGACAUUUCAGCUGACUACUGGUCACUAGGAAUUCUAAUGUAUGAGCUUCUGACUGGCAGCCCACCUUUCUCAGGCCCAGAUCCUAUGAAAACCUAUAACAUCAUACUGCGGGGGAUUGACAUGAUAGAAUUUCCAAAGAAGAUUGCAAAAAAUGCUGCUAAUUUAAUUAAAAAACUAUGCAGGGACAACCCAUCAGAAAGGUUAGGAAAUUUGAAAAACGGAGUGAAAGACAUUCAAAAACACAAGUGGUUUGAAGGCUUUAAUUGGGAAGGCUUACGAAAAGGCACUUUGACACCUCCCAUAAUUCCAAGCGUUGCGUCACCCACAGACACAAGCAAUUUCGACAGUUUCCCCGAGGACAGCGAUGAGCCACCACCUGACGACAACUCGGGCUGGGACAUAGACUUCUAAUGUAUUUCUCUUACCUGCUUCUGCCUUGCUGAAGACAGCUUUUUUUCUGAGACACAGCUGCCAGCAAACCUGAGGGAAAGAGAGAAGAUUAGUGCUCGGGGUCACCAUGAUGCCUUUGAUCGAUGCUGCUCCAGGAACUACGGUGGCAUUAGGACUUCUUGCUUAGGUUACGAUAGUGCUCUUUACAUGUUUUACGUUUGAACCUGAAACAGCAGUUGACAUGGUGGUCCUGAAGCAAAGCCUUUCACCAUAAAGUGAUGUUCUCUAUUGUUGCGAUGACCUUGCUUCGCUCUGAUUAUAUUUUGAGAGUGUAGGAAACACUUAAUCUAGUAGAAGAGUCUGCAUCUUGCUAGAAUGACCGAGAAGAACAGAGAAUCAUAUAUUUGGUACGAUAGAUGGCUGUGGUACAGAACCCGGGAUACUAUUCCCUUUCGUCAAACAGAGGGUAGAGCUUGUGAUGGCAAGCCGGUAUGUAUAUCGUACAGAGAGGGCCACACAUCUGUGGGUCACAGAGGUCAUGCCAAACCCAUGCUAGAAGUUUCUGCGUUUCUUUCCAAGCUGAUGACGAGACUGAAUGUUACCUUUCCUUUCUGAUAGAUUCUAAAAAUUGGUCUGAUCAAAAAGCACAACUGCUUUGGCUUCUGUAUAAGCCUCCCGUGGCAGGUACAUAUAGUGUGCUUUUGGAGGAUGGAAAAUGUGCAUGGAAACUGAGAAAUUGGUGUGACAAAAUGGAGGGGAAAAAAAGGAAUUCACAACACCAUUUCAUACCUUUUUUAAAAUAUAUAUAUAUAUAUUGUGCUUAAAGAGGGUCCUGGAAAUGACUAGCAGCCAAUUGGUUUUAUUUAUUACCUAACACCCUCAAACUGAGGCUUAAACUAUUCCCUUUUAUAAGAAUAAACCCUUGGGAAAGGGAUGGGGAGGGUGGGGAGGAAUGAAGACCCAUCCAAAAAAUAAAAAUGAAAAGGUGCUAUGUCUAUCUUUCAUCUGUAAUGUCAGUGUCUGAACGGACGACACAGAUUCUAAUCAUCAUGUCUAGCCAGAGAUUCAAGCAUUUUCACUAACUUUAUUAAAAAUAAACUCCUGUCAGACAUCACAACACAGUCCAGGUCUCAGAGAGAAAGGAUAUUAAAAAUGUGUUUAAACUAGUCUCUUGUCUUAGACCUGAACCAAAACAAGAUAUACAUGUACAGUCUGAAAGCGCAAAGCCAAUGGUAUUAAGACUUUACUGUACUACGGAGCUUUGCUUAUGUGAGGUCAGGGAGGAAGACAAAACCUAGCCAGGAGCCGAGCAUCUUUCCCUGCGGAUGUUUGUCAAAGUAAGAGGGGUUAGAGGAGAAAACAGGAAACUGAUUUCUCAAAACUGCAUUUUAGUUAAAUGGAGCAGAGAGGUAUUACAAUCUUGAAAUCUCAUGUUGGCCGGAGAAGACAAAAUUUGAAAAGGUCAAACUAACUGUCUUUUUCACAUGAGGCAAAGGAUCAUCAAACUAAAACAAAUAUGUUGCUGGCCUGUCAGCACUGUUCUCAAGUGGCCGAACUUUCCGAGGCUUUUUGGCUUGGCGGGUGGCAUGUUACUUACACAGGUAAAUGUACAGCCGUCCAAGAUGUAAUCCUGAUUGGAAAUGUGUGUUAAGAACAAUUUGCCAUUUUUCUGGUAGUUUUUUUUUUUUUAAGGUAGAAAUUCCUAUAAAAAUAUUUCCACUAGGUCAUCACACCCUAAUCAGAAAGUCACAUGAGUUUUGUUUGAAAUUUCAUCGUCAAAACCACUUUCAAAUGUGCGAACCUAUCAAAAUAUAAUACCCCGAAAACAUUUGAAGCCUAAAACUGCUGAAAGUAUAUUUAACUAGGGUAAAAGUUCAACUAAAACGUUGAUCCCGAUAUUAUUAUUGUUUAUGAGAAUCCUCUCCUUCACAUGCAAUUUCUCAAGAUUAGUCGAUUUCCUGAGAGAUCUGUGGAUUCCACAGGCUAGAUAAUAUAUAAAAUUAAACACAUCAAGCUAAAAUUCAUUAAUUUCUGAAGGUUUAUUUAUCUCUUAACUGGUUUUAAAAACAUAUUUCCAACAUUAUAAUCAGUGUUCAAUAAUUUUUGUUGCAAGAUAGUGGGGUUUAGGUACGCUGAAGGCUUGCUAGGAUGUUACAUUUGUCUUGUUAUUAGAGAAGGGAAUCUGGCUCUCUAAUUUUCAAAUAUUCACAAAUCCCCAGGAAUUAUCAUGGACCAUGUAUUUAGGAACUGGGGUUCGGCUAAGACAACUCGUGUGUGUGUGUGUGUGUGUGUGUGUACAUGUUCUAUGAAGAAGAAAGUCGUUGCUUUCAGCACAAUGUGACUGUGGGCUGUUUUCAUCACGUGAUACAUCUUUGUUCAUUUCAUCCACAGUAUUGAUUAGAAUGUCCAAAGCAAUCACAAGAAAUAAAGGUGAACUCUAUCUUCCAAGAACUUCUAACAGAAAACGUUUAUCACAUUUUCAACACUGAAUUUUAAGGAUUGAAAUCUUGUCUUAAUGAAGACACUAGGGCUAUAAUUCAUGGUCAGCUUCAUAAACCACAUCUUACUUUCUGGAUUCUUCCAUGGCCCCUCAUUUUUUGUUUUGUUUUGUUUUGUUUUCUUUCACAAAAAAAAAAAAAAAAAACAUCUAGAUAAGUUAGAAUAGAGUCAAUUUGUUUAAUUUGCUGACUGACUUUCUUGUUGAUACUUUUGCGUAUGGGAAAUAGGGCUUUCUGUGUGGGUUAAAUCACAGGAAAAACUGCCAACUGCCCAGAGAAGGACAUCACAAUAUUUAAUUAGAGUGAACACAUUAGAAAAAGUGAGUUUGGGAAACUUGUUAUAGUUUAUUUUUACACUUAUGACCGUCUUUGUUAUUUGGAUGUGAAUCAAAUCCAUGUAGUAUUUAAAAUAAAUUUAUUAUUAUAAUCCUCACAAUCACAGGUUAUUUUUCCUUCCACGUUCGGGAGUGUACACGUGGAACACACACGUAGAAUAUCUGAAACAGCGAAUCCUUCACACUUCAUCUCCACAGACCUGAUGGCAAACCUGAAGCAGUCGGCUACCACAUUGAACACAAGCGUAUUAAAACCAACUUUAUACAGUAGAGGUGACCUCUGCUUUAUCACAGUGUUUUCUUUCACAAUAGGACCACAACAAAUAUUUAUGUAAAUAGAUAUUUUUGUGUGAUAUUUUGUGGUACAUAUAACUUUUUUUUAGUGUUUCACGGCGUUAUGAUUUCAUCUUAUUUGUAUUAAAUAAUGUUUUUAGGUCGAAGUAGACUUGAAUGAACGUUAUAAUUGUUAGUAUUAUUAAAACUUUUGUCAACAAUACUGUCACUCAUCUGUCCCCUAGUUUAGAACAUGACCUGGCUAUCUGGCAUUGUUGCAAGUGCCUUAAACUCAUGGCAUCUUAUUAAGAAAACAAAUUUGGUGUUAUGCUGCAUGACAAAGACAAACACACCUCAAAAUGUUGUCCUUUCUUAGCUUGCUGCGUUUUACAGUUCUUUCUGCUAACGAUUUAUAAGCCUUUAUUAUAUAAUAUUGAUGAAUUACAGAAAUGAUGAAGUUGUUACCUUAUUUCUGUUAAACGUACCAGAGCUGUGUGUCUGUUCAUGAGAUACAGCGUCAUUUCUGUGAAAUGUAUAAAUGUAUGUGCAGGUCAAAUUACUAUAUGACAUACUAUCAGUCUGUAUACAGGUGUUCCUGUUUUGCUAAAGCUGUGCAGACUUGAUAAAUUAAAAAGAAAAGUAGUGCAGUCAGAUCCUAACAUAUCUCAUUUUAUAGACUCCAUUAGCAACAGUCCAACCCCCCACUUCCCCAAAAAUGGAAAUGACUGCUCACCACACCUCGUUACGAAACCAAUGAUGAAAAUGUACCUUGGUGCACCCCCUCAACAAAACAGGAUGCUUUCUCUGAGUUCUUGUAUAUGCAAAUCACGUCGGAAGCAAGUUUUCAGGAGAUCUUGAAAGCAAAAAGUUGGUAGUUGUUAGUCCUCCUCCGUUUCUGCCCUGCAUCAACAGACAGAGCUCUGGAACCUCGGCCACAACCCAGAGGUUCGGGCUUUCUAAGUGAAGGGACGUUUCUUUACGCAUCAUCUAUCAAGUUUAUUUCAAUGUAUGAUGUUUUUACAACUGGUUGGUUCUUUUGUAUUCCUACAGCUAUGGUUAUUUGAUUGUCCUCUUACAAUUUGUUCUACAUUAAAGAGUCUUUUGUUAGGAUGCAACAAACUCCUAUAAUGGUCAUUGGCCACUUGCACUCUUUUGGUGUAGAUUAAAAACUUUUUCAUAACUUAACCUGCUUUGAUUUGCUCUGUAUUUUUCCCUGCAGCUGUAAUUGCAGAGUGCCUGUUGGAUACUUUAUAGAGUUGAAAUAAAAAAUAAUUACUUUUGAA